AUGAUGCCCUUUGGUGGGAUGGCUGCCCGUCUGCAGAGAGACCGCCUGAGAGCUGAGGGGCUUGGCGAGCACAGCAAUGCCAUCAAGUACCUCAAUCAAGACUAUGAGACCCUCAAACAGGAGUGCCUUGAGAGUGGCACCCUCUUCAGGGACCCCCAGUUCCCAGCUGGACCCUCCGCCCUCGGAUUCAAGGAGCUGGGGCCACACUCCAGCAAGACACGGGGGGUGGAGUGGAAGCGUCCAUCAGAAUUAGUGAAUGAUCCUCAGUUCAUUGUUGGUGGUGCAACCCGGACAGACAUCUGUCAGGGGGCUCUGGGUGACUGCUGGCUGCUGGCUGCCAUCGGCUCUCUCACUCUCAAUGAGGAGCUCCUGCACCGUGUGGUGCCCCAUGGGCAGAGCUUCCAGGAGGACUAUGCUGGCAUCUUCCAUUUUCAGAUCUGGCAGUUUGGAGAGUGGGUGGACGUGGUGGUGGAUGACCAGCUGCCCACCAAAGAUGGGGAACUUCUGUUUGUGCACUCAGCAGAGUGCACUGAGUUCUGGAGUGCUCUGCUGGAGAAGGCCUAUGCCAAGCUGAACGGCUGCUAUGAGGCACUUUCAGGGGGCAGUACCACCGAGGGCUUUGAGGACUUCACUGGUGGUGUGGCAGAGAUGUACGAUCUGAAGCGGCCGCCACGCAACAUGGGCCACAUCAUCCGCAAGGCACUGGAGAGGGGGUCCCUGCUGGGCUGCUCCAUCGAUAUCACGAGUGCCUUUGACAUGGAAGCGGUGACCUUCAGGAAGCUGGUGAAGGGCCAUGCCUAUUCUGUCACAGCCUUCAGAGAUGUGAACUACCGGGGUCAGCAAGAACAACUCAUCCGCAUCAGGAACCCCUGGGGUCAGGUGGAGUGGACCGGAGCCUGGAGUGAUGGCUCUUCUGAGUGGGACAACAUUGAUCCCAGUGACAGGGAAGAGCUGCAGCUGAAGAUGGAGGAUGGAGAGUUCUGGAUGUCUUUCCGGGACUUCAUGAGGGAGUUCUCCAGGCUGGAGAUCUGCAACCUGACCCCUGAUGCCCUCACCAAGGAUGAGCUCAGCAGAUGGCACACACAAGUGUUCGAGGGCACGUGGCGCCGGGGAAGCACUGCUGGGGGCUGCAGGAAUCACCCAGCCACAUUCUGGAUCAACCCCCAGUUUAAGAUCAAGUUGCUGGAAGAGGAUGAUGAUCCUGGUGAUGACGAGGUGGCCUGCAGCUUCCUGGUGGCUCUGAUGCAGAAGCACCGGCGGCGGGAGCGGCGCGUUGGGGGUGACAUGCACACCAUCGGCUUUGCUGUCUAUGAGGUUCCUGAGGAGGCCCAGGGCACCCAGAACGUGCACUUGAAGAAGGACUUCUUCCUGCGAAAUCAGUCACGGGCACGGUCCGAGACUUUCAUCAACCUGCGGGAGGUGAGCAACCAGAUCCGGCUGCCCCCUGGCGAGUACAUCAUUGUGCCCUCCACCUUCGAGCCACACAAGGAGGCCGACUUCGUCCUGCGGGUCUUCACUGAGAAGCAGUCAGACACAGCGGAGCUGGAUGAGGAGAUCUCAGCAGAACUGGCAGACGAGGAGCAAAUAACUGAGGAUGACAUAGAGGACGGCUUCAAGAACAUGUUCCAGCAGCUGGCAGGGGAGGACAUGGAAAUCAGCGUCUUUGAGCUCCGGACCAUUCUGAACAGAGUCAUUGCUAGACACAAAGAUCUGAAGACAGAUGGGUUCAGCCUGGACUCCUGCCGCAACAUGGUCAACCUGAUGGAUAAAGAUGGCAGUGCCCGCCUUGGGCUGGUGGAGUUCCAGAUCCUGUGGAACAAGAUCCGGAGCUGGCUGACGAUCUUCCGCCAGCACGACCUGGAUAAGUCGGGCACCAUGAGCUCCUAUGAGAUGCGCAUGGCUCUAGAGUCAGCUGGUUUCAAGCUGAACAACAAGCUGCAUCAAGUAGUGGUGGCCCGCUAUGCAGAUGCUGACAUGGGUGUGGACUUUGACAACUUUGUCUGCUGCCUGGUGAAGCUGGAGGCCAUGUUCAGGUUCUUCUAUAGCAUGGACCCUGAAGGCACUGGCACUGCUGUCAUGAACCUCUCUGAGUGGCUGCUGCUAACAAUGUGCGGCUAGGAGCCAUGACAGAUCUGCUGUGGCUGAGACAACCCAGCUGGGCCAGGCCCCCUCCAAGUGCCUCCCCUUGGAUCUGUGGACACAGCAUACUCUUCCCUCCUUACUUCAUCACAUGCUGAGCCACCAGCCUUGCCUCCCAGCAAGCCUCACACCGCCCUCUCUGGUGUACCAGGGGUCAAGGCAGGCAGAGGAUACCCUUCUCCUUUUCUGGGCUGGGCUUCUUAUCACUUCCACCCCACCUCUCUCCCCACUCCAGAACAGGAGGAGGGCAGGCAGCAUGGGCUACCUGUGCAUCCCUGCACUGAACUUGGCAGGAGUGAAGGACUGGGCUGGGAGCUGGCUGUGUAGCAGAGAGAGGCAGGAGCUGCAGGGGCGAAGAGAGGAGGUACCCGUAUCGCUUGCUCUAGUGCUGUUCCAUCCCUGCCGGAACACAUUGCCUGUCUCUGCACAUACCUGGGAGCAUCAGCAGCUACUGCAUUGCUCAGGCAGAGGCAGCAGGUUCCUGGCGAGUCAGAGUUGCCUUCUUGGGGGGAGGAAGGGCCAUACUGCUCUUCUUGAAGCCCUCGCACUGUACUCAGCACCACUAAGCACGACCAAAGUGUGGAGCCCACUGGUUCUUUCUGUGUGGCCUUCAACACAUCCCUCCCACCUUCAUGCCUCUCCCUGCCUUUGCCCCACCACUGGGUGUAGCCCUGCAACUUAAGCACUGACUGUUUGGGGGCUCCCCUUCCCUGUGAACAUGUGACACUCUUCAGUGCAGCAGAAGCUCUUCUCUUCCACGUGGCACAGCAAUGCUACCACUGUCACUGGCUUGGCCUACCCUCCCAUCCCUGGAGCUCCUGGGGCAUCCAGUGCCCCUGCCUAUGGCCCACAGCAGGGCUGGGAGGGAGCCAGUAUCCAAGAAGUGAUGCCGUCUCCCAGAGAGGGAGGGGGAGGUGGUCUUAGGGGUGUUCUCCUGCAUACAGUUGGGGGUUCUUCCCCCUUUCCCUCACUCUCACAUACUAUUACACUCUCCUCUUCCCUUGACGUCCUUCACCCAGUGCAGAUGGCCUUCAGUGCAAACACUUCGCUGUGCUUCUCCAUUCCCCUCACCACCUUCUGUGGUAAUGGGGAGGCUCCAGCUUGGUGGUGGGCAGCAGCUCGUCCUUUGCCCUGUAGAAGCAGGUUGGCAGGCAGUUAGUUUCCCCCAGGCCCCUGUCAUCACUGGAGGACACGCCUGCAGCAAUAACCACUGCUGCCCGCCUGGCAGCUCCGCUUCCUCACCCUGCUCACUGCGCGCUCUGGGAAUAAA
Indicator indicator is the source of this 3409-nucleotide messenger RNA. It is a transcript of the gene CAPN11, whose product is annotated as calpain 11. The record is from RefSeq and is a predicted model, not a curated record. Gene Ontology annotation, molecular function: calcium ion binding; calcium-dependent cysteine-type endopeptidase activity. The coding region runs from base 1 to 2118 and encodes 705 amino acids. NCBI's taxonomy places the organism in Eukaryota, Metazoa, Chordata, Aves, Piciformes, Indicatoridae. The transcript has 21 exons. Gene Ontology annotation, biological process: proteolysis. Gene Ontology annotation, cellular component: cytoplasm.